Messenger RNA from Amoebophrya sp. A120, 700 nucleotides. Lineage: Eukaryota; Dinophyceae; Syndiniales; Amoebophryaceae. The record is from the annotation of a GenBank genome assembly.
GUUUCUUUACGAGACGAAAUUAUCGUCAGCAUUUAUGUUACCAGCAGAAAUUAUCUUCAGACACAUUUUUUCAGUAUGAAAUGGGAACAGAACGGUACGCGCUGAGGCCCAGAAAUAUUCGUAGUAGCAUCGUGAUUUGGGUCAAACCUUGCGUAUAUACCCGGGCGCGGUACCCUCGUGAAACGCCUUUUUUUAUGCUGGUCAAACAUAGCGAAUUCAUUGGCAUACGCGCGCCAUACCAUGCGGGUUCGCAGUUUGGGCGAGACGGGUUUUCUUGCUCUCUCUUUGUUGUUCUUCUCCUUUUUCCAGGAUCCCGGAAUUUUCGCCGUCCGAGAUUUCCCGGGAACUUGUGCAACUCGUGCAACUUUUGCACGUUUUUGUUGCGAAUCACGAUGGUACGGCCGAGUUGCACGGCGAGUUUCACGGUGCAACUCGCCGUGCAACUUUCACAACAUUCCGCGCCGAACCAGGACGGUAUGGGCCUUCCGAGAUGUCCCGGAAACCUGUGCAACUCGUGCAACUUUUGCACGUUUUGCCUUGCGAAUCACGAUGGUAUGGCCCGAGUUGCACGGCAGGUUGCACGGUGCAACUCGCCGUGCAACUAUCCCAACACUUUGUGCCGAACCAGGGCGGUAGGGGCCGCGUUUCGAUUCGAUUUGUGCUACUCGCGCAACUUCGGCAAUUUUGUUGUGCGAGCCAU